Messenger RNA from Entrophospora candida, 251 nucleotides. Lineage: Eukaryota; Fungi; Glomeromycota; Glomeromycetes; Entrophosporales; Entrophosporaceae. The record is from the annotation of a GenBank genome assembly.
GAGCUGUAAAUCAAGCAAAAAACAACAAUUAUAGAAACAAUAACCAUCGCAGUACGAGCAAUUUAACUACAAUGCCAAAAAUAAUGGCCAGGCCAAGUAACGCUGUUACAGCAGAUGAAGGUUUAAAAACUGAAUACUCGUCAUUGUUAGAUAAUUCAUCUAGUCAUAGCAACAGCAAUUAUGGAAAUAAGUCAACAUCAGCAGUGGAAGAUCAAUUAAAGACAAUUGCUGGUUUCCAAGACCCGGGAUAA